AAUAUAUUUUUAAGAGUUGGGAGGUCUCACUUGUUGUCAGUUAGGUCUACUUUCAGCUAUCCUCUUCUUCGCCUCUUCCUUCCUUCCCUCACCCUCAUCACCCCUCAUCCCUUCCUUUCUUGCUCAUUCAGAUUCCAUUCUUAUUCAUUAUUCUUAUUUUAUUCGUCCCUCUCUCGCUUGGUCCCUCUCAGCCCUCACGCCUGUCUAUCAACACCAAGUCGCAACGAGUGCCUAGACCCACUUGAUCAUGUACUGGCGAUUUGGACAUCAGAAUGCCUCAGUAAUCGACCAUCUGCUCGAGAGCGGCAAUGUCUCGCUCGAGGAACUGCUCGAGCAAGAUGACCUGAUCCAGGAGUGCAAGGCACAGAACCCAAAACUCAUUGAAUACCUGCGUGACCCGAAGGUCCUUCAACAGCUGCUGAGUUAUAUCACGAGCGAUGACCUUGAAGAUCGUGCACGGUUCAAAUACCCUUUUAUUGCCUGCGAAGUCAUUGCCUGCGAGGUCUGGGGGAUUUUUGAAUCGGCUCUAUCCAACAUUGAUAUACUUGUCAAGUUUUGGGAGUUUCUGGAUCGACCCCCUCCCUUGAACCCGGUCCAGGCCAGCUACUUUGCCAAAGUCAUUGGCGUGUUUUUGAUGAAGAAGACGAGCGAGAUGCUGGAAUUCAUCAAGUCGCAACCUGAGGUGGUACCAAAACUAUUGCUUCACAUGUCCACAUCUGCAAUCAUGGAUCUACUGCUCAAAAUUAUCAGUAUGGAGGAAUCACCCGAGGGCAAAGGAACUGUUCAGUGGUUAAGCGAACAAGGGCUCAUGCCAUGGCUCGUGAAUCGAUUGGACCCCAACUUUGAUACAGAGGUGCAUUCGAUUGCUUCGCAAGUCCUGCUGGAUAUUAUCGCCAUUUCACAGUCCUCACAUCCUGAGCAGCCUUCAAUUGGAACCAACGUGCUGAUUGACGAGCUGAAAAGCGAGGUACUCGUUUCUCAGCUCGUUGGAUUUAUGCUCGACAGGGAUGCACCUUAUUCUUCUUCCACCCUUAUCAGCGGUGUUACCAUCUUCAUCGAGCUCAUCCGGAGAAACAACAGUGAUUAUGACGUCGAGCCCCUUCCUCCAGGUUCUACAGAGCCUGUGCGCGAAGCAGUGGAUCUCAGUGACUUGCUCAAGGUCUUGGCCUCAAGGAUUGAAGACUUCAAGAACUUGCUCAAUGUACCGCGGUCAGUUACGGGGCCGAUUGACACCUCAAUCGGAAAACAAACACCUCUUGGUUUUGAGAGAUUGAAAAUCUGCGAGCUGUUUGCAGAAUUGCUUCAUUGUUCCAAUAUGGCUGUGUUGAACUCGAGGCCUAUCAUUUCUGUUUCGCCUGAUGGAACUGUCAAGGUCCCGACCGUUUCAAUCAACUGUGUGGCACAGGAGCCUACGGAGGGAUUGAAUGGAAAGAUGGUCGAUACGGAUGAGAAGGAGAACGGCAAAGUCGAACAGAACCGUGGUCGCAUGUCCGCUGAGACUCAAAACGGCACUUCCACACUAACAGGAUCAUCUGGCAAUGACUUGGCAGCCACAAAUGGAGAUCUGGCAACGCCCAUGGCCUCACCGCCACUUCGGCCUGCGACAGCAACCCUAACUAGUUCGACCAUCGCCGCGCUCACGACCAACCAUACCCAGGACGACGUGUUGAUUCCAGUGGGCGAUUUCUUGAAGCUUCAGUUCGUGGAUUAUCGCAUCAUUCCGACCUGUUUCGACUUGUUUUUCCAGUUUCCCUGGAACAACUUCUUGCACACCGUGGUUUAUGACAUGGUACACCAGGUGUUUCAUCGACCCAUGGGUGAUAUUGGACGACCAGAUGUUGAUGGAAGUUACAUACCACCAAAAUCGGACGUGGACAUCACAGAAGGAUGGAAUAGGAGGCUUACAAUCUCGAUCUUCAAAGAUGGCCAGCUCACUAAGCGAAUCACCGAUGCCCAGCGGCUCAAUGACUACGAAUGUGCUCAACCAAAGGGUGUUCGUCUUGGAUACAUGGGACACUUGACUUAUAUCGCGGACGAGACCGUCAAGCUGCUAGAGCUGUACUCGCAAACGACUCUGUUUCCCACUUUGUACGAGUACAUCGAUUUGGAGGAUUGGUGGAACUACGUCUCAAAAAUCCUCAAGGAAACCAAGGAGCGCGACGCACAAGUCCUAGGAGGCACUCGUCCUAACGUGAUUGAGAGUCACAAGUCUGGCCUUGAUGACGGGAAUGAUGAUGACUAUAUGGAUGACAACGAUGAUGAAUACGGCAGUGGAAAUGACUUCUUGGGUGGUGGCAGUGGUACUGGCCAUGAAGGCGAUGUUGCCAGUGAUCAGUUUGCACGAUAUCUCUGCCAGCAGAUUACCAACAAUCUGCCUGACAAGUUUGGAUCGUCCGAUGAGGACGAGGAUGACGAGGACGGCAACUGGAUCGGAGAGUAUGGUGCCGAAAACGAAUUUGAUAUGCGCCGCACCGGAGCCCCCGAUGUUAUGGGCGAUCCGUUCGGAACCAGCCAUGGUAUGGUCUUUGACAGCGACGACGAGGAGGGCGUCGAUGAAGAGACCUGGAAUGCACCUUGGCCAAACAUGAUUGCUGAGAAUAAGACAGCCGAGCAAAGUUCAGCGACACAGCUCAGUGCGAAUUUGACGGAGUCAUCUGAGAGAUCGCAGAGUGAUUCAGCCGGUAUGAAGAUGGCUCCUCCUCCUGAUGAGGAGAGUAAUGAGAAGGACAUUGCUACCGCUUUACCGGAUGUCGGCACAGCACCGGAAGAAUCUAGACAGGAUACGAAGGGAUCCGCUGUUGCUAUCCCUGCGACUCAACACCCAACAAGCACCACGCCACCGCUCACUACCGCAAAUAGCGCCGCAACUACAACAGACAAACAGGAUACCCAUGACCAUGGCGAACCGAGCGAAAUCACGGUGCUUGUCUCGUCAUCUUCAACCUCAAGCCCUGCUGCUGUGAAUGAAGUUGAAGGCAAUGUCUUGACGCAGGAUGUCCAACAAAUCCAGAUGCCCUAUACUGAGGUAUCAGCGAGAGGUUCUAACAGCCUGGACCUGCAGCCUGUUGCUCUUGCACCCGAAGUUCAGGAAACGCCCGUUAUCAAGGGAACUUUGGGAGAGGAAGACAAGGAUUCGUCAACUUCCACGGUGUCCUCAGCACCAUUACUUUCCUCGGACAGCAGCAGCGCAAAUUCAAUAUCUUCCACUGCUGUUGAACCGCCAUCGACCCCUGCCUCGUCUUUGUCAUCUGCGGAUCUUUUCUCAGCACAUGAGCCGGAGUCAGUGCCCGUGGAGAUGGAGGUCGUUCACCUGGCGAACCCUAGUGAACCAAAACUUGUGAAAACCUCCUCGGUCGACAGUGCGCCUCAGAGCCAGAGUAAUCUGGAAAUUGAUACGAGGAAUGUCAAAGACGACAACGAGGUGACAAAGGUUCAAGAGAGAGUCGGGGCGCUAGACCUUGAGAAGCGAGGAUAAUCAUGGAGGACAUCGUCUGUUAAAUUUGUCAUCAUUAAUUCAAGCGCCCAUUGCAUUGAUCAAAAAGAACUAAAUACUGAAGCCAUAACGCCAAUAUAUUGCUAAAACAUUUGCACAU
Molecule: messenger RNA, 3593 nt
Organism: Gamsiella multidivaricata
Lineage: Eukaryota; Fungi; Mortierellomycota; Mortierellomycetes; Mortierellales; Mortierellaceae
Product: SIT4 phosphatase-associated protein-domain-containing protein
Exons: 11
Coding region: 248-3475 (1075 amino acids)
Cellular component (GO): cytosol; nucleus
Molecular function (GO): protein phosphatase binding; protein phosphatase regulator activity
Source: RefSeq, a predicted model, not a curated record